AUGCGUGUCUCUGCUACUAUCCUCGCCCUGGCUACCACUCUGGCCUUGGGCUCGGCCACCAAGGUUAACAUGAGCUGCAAGUUCGCGGCCGAUCACACUGGCAUGGUUCAGACACCCUACUGCUGCCGCAAUUUGCAGGCAAAUGAGAAUAACCCCAAGGUCAACGAGGCCACCGACUGCAAAGCGUUGACCCAGCCCCAGCUGUGCGAGGACAAGUCUCGACCCGCUUGCUGCUACGAGAUUGGACCCAAGAAGAUUUGCACCUCGCACGUUCUCUUCCAGGAUGCAGAGGAUGUCUAA
Molecule: messenger RNA, 300 nt
Organism: Penicillium waksmanii
Lineage: Eukaryota; Fungi; Ascomycota; Eurotiomycetes; Eurotiales; Aspergillaceae
Exons: 3
Coding region: 1-300 (99 amino acids)
Source: RefSeq, a predicted model, not a curated record